Messenger RNA from Trichogramma pretiosum, 5641 nucleotides. RefSeq names its product adenylate kinase 9-like. The transcript has a single exon. Gene Ontology annotation, molecular function: ATP binding; AMP kinase activity. NCBI's taxonomy places the organism in Eukaryota, Metazoa, Arthropoda, Insecta, Hymenoptera, Trichogrammatidae. The record is from RefSeq and is a predicted model, not a curated record. Gene Ontology annotation, cellular component: cytoplasm. The coding region runs from base 20 to 5641 and encodes 1873 amino acids. Gene Ontology annotation, biological process: nucleobase-containing compound metabolic process.
CGAAGGUCUGCCCAUCUUGAUGAACAUCGACGACGAGGCCUCGAAGCGUCCGGAUGAAUGCGACUUGAAUUACGGCUGCAAAGCGAACGACAGCGCAAAUACGACGGAACGAUCAUCGCUCACGGACGAGCUGAACUGUCCCUGCGAUCAGGUAAAUCCGUGCAUUGGAUUGAGUGAGCCAGUUACGUCGUCGAGCUGCAUUUCUUGCUUCUCAAAAGCGACAUCCAGCAGUGUUAGUUCGUAUGAAAGUUUGAUCAAUUUCGCGGAUGUCACUCCUGACUUUCAAAUAUACGAGAUAUUUCAGAGGUGGAAAUUGAAACCAGAUAUCAUAAUAGAAUAUGAUUGUCCAAAUGACGAAAUUCUAGCCCUACUCAAAAACUCGUAUCGUUCAUCUCCAUCGAUAAGUGAAAAUGCUGAAAAUGAAUCCGUCAUUUUAAGUCCCAAAUUCAGCGACAGCAAUUGCUCUACAGUCAAUGUUUCUAGUGAAAGCUGCAAGUGUGAUCUUCCUUCUGAAAAAUCUUUCACCGACAAUGUUAAAAUAUUAAACACAAGAUUAAAAGUGUAUUCGAAAUUUGCGAAUACAACUGUAAAAAAGAUGAUAUAUAAUACGAUACCGCAAAACGUUAUUUACGUAGACGGUCGAUACCCGGUCGAUCAUGCUAUCGCCGUGGUCAAAGUGAAAUUGCAACUAAUGUCCUGCCGUGUUCCGCUUGUUCCUGAACAAUGCGACGAGUCUCAAAAUUUAGAAGAUGAUGCAGAAAGUUUAUGCGCAGAAGCCAACGACAACGACGAGUGUGAAAGUGAAUCAUCUUCUAAUGGUUGCAAUGAAAAUUGCUGCACAAUGAAGCGUGCAUUCAACCACAUGAAACAUUACCCUUCCCCGAUGAAUCAAUUCAAAUGCCAACUGUCACGGUGGAAGUUCAAUUGUCCAGUGAAACUCGCCGAAGGAAAACAAGUUCAAGGAAAGAGAAAAUUCGCAGUCCGUUUCAUGAAUUGGAUAUUCUUUCUAUCUUCGGAGAAAGCCAUGCAAGCUUUUAUAGAAAAUCCACGACCUUACUUACUUCCACCGCAACCAAGAGCUGGCUGCAGACUCGCUGUUUGCGGUCCUCGAUUUACGAAAAAAACGGAAGUGAGUCAAAAAUUAGCCAAAUUCUACAAUGUACCUGUAAUAAACGUAAACGAACUCAUUAACGGUUACGACCCGUACAAAAAACCAGACGAUACUUUGGUAGCUGAUGCUUUAUCUCUUGGUUUUACGUUCUAUUACGUCGCAGUUGCCCGCUCUGGUUUGGUGAAUUUUACCGAAAAUUUAGAUGAUUUAUCAAAAAAUUGGGAUGAGAUCGCAAGAAUUGUGGGAAAAGGUCUCGACGUGGAAAAUAUACCUCCGUCGAGUGCAAGGUCGCUCUACGACGAUUCAAUGAAACGCUUGAGAGACAUGAAUCUCGUAAGUCGAAUCCCAUGGAGAUCGAACGGUUCUAGUUUACCAAGACCGAAGCCACUUACCAAUUAUAAAAACCGUAGAUUCUCUAAUGAUUCAGAGAAAGAAGAACUUAUUACUUUAAUGUUCAUGGGAUAUUUUGUCUUCAUUGGUGCAAGUAAUCAGACAAACUUGAAGGAUAUUACAAAAGACUUGAAGAAAAUAAGAAGCUUUGUGAACAAAGGUCUAACAGUUGACGAGAAUGUCGAACCAACUGUGAAAUCAUCUUACGAUAAUUUCAUUGAACGUUUGACGGACUUGGAUAAAAAUAAAUUAUUCCAGAAUUUGAAUAUCGUUGAUUUAAAUCAAGAGGAGCACUCUUCUUUCGACGAAAACAAUGAAUCCUUCAAUAUGUCUCUUAAAGAAGCACUUGCUGGUUUGAUGUUUUUUUCAUACUUCACGUAUAUCAAGGUAACGAAUAAUGAUUGCGGUUUUGAGUAUGUUAAAAUGGAUUUGCUACAGAUAUGGAUGUUCGUAAUUAAAUAUAUUAAUGUCAAACAAAUGAGUCGACCAAGUAUAAACACAGAUUCCACAACAGUUGACAAUAUAAAAUCAAUCCAGAGUUUAGGCGAUGCUAGCUUAACAAACGCACAUCCUUCUAUGGAUAGAAAAGUGAGAGUAUCUACAUAUAUUUAUCAUUUAUCUUUCGCACACAUUACAUAUCUUCGCUUGAGAAAUGACGAGUGGAUAUUAGAUGAUAUGGUAAUGGAUUUGCAACAAGUACAAAUGUUGAUGGACAUAGGUUUUAACGUCGAAACAGUCGUACUACCGAAUAUUCAGCUACCUUACGAUAAUUUCAUUGAAAAUUUCAGAACAGCUCAUUCUAAUGAUACCACACAGACAUAUGAAAAUGAAGCUAGUGAAGAUUUCGACGCAGAAUCGCAUUCAAUUUCUGAAAAAAAUAAUCAUCUCGAAGAAUUAUAUCGCAAAGAACUUGAUUCCUACCGUCAAAAUAUUAAUACAUUUACCAAACAAUUACAUUUGAUGGGCAUCGAUACAGUUUUCUAUGAUUUGAAAAUUGAGAAAGAUUCUGUUAAACAUGUUUUGGCCCAUCUCGAAAAAAAGUACAAAUCUGAAAUGUAUGUUCCAUUCGAAAAAGAGGGAGAUUGCGGUACUGAUGAAUUUCUCAAAACCGAUAAAUCAGAAGAAAACAAGAAUCAGUUCGGCGAUAGCAAUAUUUAUUGUCCCGUAGCUUUACGCGAAAAUAAUGUGUUGUGGAAGGGUAGCAGUAAAUUUAAAUGUCUGUUGGAUGAUAAAGUAUAUUAUUUUUGUUGCGAAGCAGCCAAAAAUAAAUUUUUAGAUGAUCCAUCACCGUUCCCUUUGCAGAAACCUCUUUCAAAUUUUCCUCCUCCAUUGAGAAUAGUAAUCAUCGGUCCUGUGGGAAGUGGUAGAUCAACUUUAGCCAAUCGCAUCUCGAAAGAACUAGGUUUAGCUCAUAUUGAUUUUUACAAACGCUUUGACGAGUACUUAUCCGAUCGUCGUAUAGAUGUACGCAAACUCAAAAUGAGUCUGAUGAACAAUGACGAUGAUAAUGCAGAAAUGGACGACGAUUAUGAAGAAGAAGAGGAAAACGGUAGUAAUUCAGAUUUUGCAGAAUCACUCGAUGAUUUGAAAUAUGUCUACGAUAAACAGGCGAUUAUAGAUUUUUAUAAAAAGUAUCCUGAUACUGGCACUUCACUCCCUACCUGCAUCGCAAAAGAGUGUAUUGCAAAUUUGUUUAAAGCCCCUUACGACACUUGUGGUGUGGUGAUAAAUUCAUUUCCUAAUUGUAUUCAAGACGUACAAAUGAUGUUUGAAAAAUUUGUCAUACCAGAUUUAGUCGUCGAGCUGUAUGGAAAUACUGAAAAGUGCAAAAAACGAUUAUUCAACAAACUUUUUAAAGACUUUAUGGAUGAAGAACGUGCGAAAGAAAUAAAAAAUCAAGAGGAGUAUUGUGCAAAAAUGAAGGACUACGAAGAUUUCAAAAAGGAAUGGAUGAAAAAUGAACGUAUGAAAAUUCAAAAUGGUGCAGGAAAUGAAGCACUAUUAAGGAUUAGUAGUAACGAAUCAUUCGAGAGUACGCAAUCGAUAAUUGCGCAGUCAAUGAAAGCGGAAGAUAUUGAACAAAUGUUUCAUAGAUUGUAUCCGGCUCCAAAAUUGAAGAAAAAUAUCUUAUCCAAAGAAUACAUCAAAAAAUUUCUUCUUCAUUAUAUCGAAAUUAAAUCCAAGCGUUUCGAUGCCAAACUAAAAGAAAUAAUCCAUGCCUUUCAGGAUAGAAAUAUACGUUGCAUCAAAGUCGACGCUCAUCGCAAUAUCGAACGAAUAUUUAUCGAAGUAUUGUAUAAUUGUACUCCUUUGGUGCAGAGAAACUCGUCGGUACUUGAAAUCACCGAAGAGAUACCUAAUAUACAAGCAGAACAUUUGCUCAGAGUAGGUUAUUACUUUCUGAGUCCUUUCGGCAGACGCUGUCCGGUGCAAGCGUAUUACAACAAAAAUCCAUUUUAUAUGUUCGUACCUCUUGCGUGUCAGCAGGAAAUAUUUACCGUGGUCCAUCGACGAUUUGUCUAUUUCAUUGCAACUCGAAGAGCCGUGGAAAAAUUCAAGGAAGAUCCUUUGAAGUACUUGUCGAAGCAGCCAAGAGUUCCCUUCAUACCAGCAUUAAUAUCUGUCAUAGGCCCACCUAUGUCUGGCAAAACUACACUGAGUCAACGCUUUUCCAGCAUCUACGAUUUCGAAUGCAUAUCUCGUGACGAAGCUAUCAACUACGUGCUCGAUAAUUUCGAUGAUUCGAAAUUAGCUUGCGAUCUACGAGAAGUCUUUGGUCGCGACGGCAAGCCAACGGCGCUGCAGUUCGCUAAAGUUGUAAAGCUCUUUUUGUCGAAUUUACAAUGCGUCCUUCAAGGCUGCGUAUUCGACGGUUUCCCUGCGAACGAAGAAGAAACCUCGAUUUUCAAAGCUUUGGAUAUUCAGCCGAUCGUCGUGAUAGAUCUCGAAGUUACCGUAGGAUUUUUAUCCGAGCGCUACGAAACUGCCAAGCAGCAGGGCAUCUAUUCGAAUAUCUGUCAAGAAUAUAUAGAGUGGACUCAAACGGCCAAAGAGUUCCGUGAAUCGUUGCAGUCUGACUUUAAUAAUUUGAUCGCGGUGGAUGCGACAAUGAGCAAAUUUGGAGUUUGGUUGAGAGCCGACGAGGCCGUUCGAUUUAGAUACACCAAAUAUUUCGAGUACAUCGGCAGCACUGGAACCGAUGUUAUACGCGAUGUGGAAUUUUCCUGUCUACCCAAGUCUGGAAUAUUGGAAAAGGCGAGUAAGUGUCAACUUUACUGUCCACUCUGUAUACACUUCCAUGAAACGUUCCAAGAUAUCGACAUUGACAAAUGUCGAAGAGGAUUGCUGAAAUUCCGAGGUGUCAUUUAUUGGUUUUGUGGACAACACAUCAAAAUGUUCACAGAGGAUCCUGUAAACGUUUUGGAAAUCAUCGAAAAACUUAAAUUGCCAGAAGAAUAUCCGAGAAUCAUCGAAGAAUCAAUCGAUAUCGAAGAUGAAUGUUGGGCAAAGUGUUUAGUCAACGGAGGUUACUGUGUAAUCACGUACAUAGAAAAUUUACCGAACCGUGACCUCACACGAGGCAAACCAGACUUGGCCGUUAUGUACAAAGAUCAAGUUUACCUAUUUUGUAGCGAAGAGUGUCGUGAGAAAUUUUUGAAACAUUUUCCUGUUUAUACUAGUAUUAUCAUACAAUUUCCGCAUACUCUCGAGCCAGUGGAUUUGAAGUGUCUUCCAAAUAUUGGUUUUCUCGAGCAAAAUUUAGGCCCAAUGCUCGUGAAAGCUGUGUCUCGCGUGGGCGGGUUACGACCGAAAUUUCCUGGAUUAUCGGUAUCUCAAAGUGCACUGAUAUACGCCGGCGUUUACUUGAAAAUUCUUCAGGGCAAAAAUAGUAGCGAACUUUAUGAGUCCGUGUUGGAGCGAAUGGAAAACAGAUGCAUGUUUUUCAGGCAGGUCGCUAAUUGUAUGAAAAACAGGCCGACUCUGCAUCACGAGAGUACGAAAGACACAUUGCCCAAAAUGGAUUACGCUACGAGGCCGCUGAACGAACAAACUUGGGAACUACCGAGGCAGUCGGUACAGACGGUCACCUUCAGAAGAACUUCGGCCACGGAGUUCGUAACCGAUCAAGAGGAUAUUUAA